AUGACGAUCAAAUCCGUUUUUACGGACUCUACCCUGGCUCGCUAUGCCAGGUCAAUUAGAGAGUCUCCACGAGAGCUUAUAUUAAACCAUCGACUCUUACUCACGGUUGCUUUGUAUGCUAUGGCGGGUAUUCCCAUUACAUGGGAUCAAGGUUCCUCGUCUGUGGUUCCAUCUCUGCCAGGAUUUCAGGAGAAGUUCGGCAUUACAUCUGCUGCCAAUCCCACCCAAAUCAGCAACUUUGUAUCUAUUGUCUACGUUGGCGCUGGUGUUGGUGCUGGUCUGUCAUUCUUUAUCAACGACCGCAUUGGUCGUCUGUGGUCGUUGCGCUUGUAUAUGGUGGUGUACAUUAUCGGCCAGCUAGUAGCCACAUUGUCCGACGGUCACCUUGGGGCCCUAUAUACUGCACGCAUUAUCUCCGGACUAGGAAUUGGUUCAUUGACCGUGAUCGGCCCUGUGAGUAUAGUUGAAGUAGCACCUACUGAGUUUCGAGGACUCUUGGCGGUGUGGUUCAGCAUUGUCAUGUUGCUCGCGCUGACAGUAUCAUGCCUCGUGGUAUUGGCGGCUUAUCUUCACGUACCGACCAGCGCCUUGCAGUACCAAGUGGUCUUCUUCAUCCCAAUCAUUGUCUUAACUUUGGUCAUUGUUGGCAGCUUUUUCUUGUAUGAAAGCCCGCGAUGGCUCUUUAUAGUCGGGCGCGACGAGGAAGCGACCAAAACACUGAUCAAGCUGCGCGGAUUGAGCGCCGACCAUCCGCGUGUACGUUUAGAACUGGAAGAAAUCCGCUGCUCGGUCCAAAGCCAGAAGGGUAUCAGCUCAGGGUUUAUUUCUAGUUGCCGAGAAACGUUCCUGGUGCCGUCCAACUUCCGUCGCUUCCAGCAAGCGUUUUUGUCUUAUGCUCUUGCGCAGCUAUCCGGUGCAAACAGUGUCACUUCAUACCUUGUACCAAUUCUGAGCCUACUGGGGUUGGGUGGUGGUACUGAGCGUUCCCUGUUUCUGACAAGCAUGUAUAGCAUGGCCAAAUUCUUUUUCACGGUGAUGGCCAGUUUCUUCUUUAUUGAUGCCCUUGGCCGUCGGAAGAGUCUCUUUCUAGGUAUUACUGUCCAAAUGAUCUCUGAUAUCUACCUGGGCGUCUUUAUCAAAUACCGACAACAGAAUAACGUGACUCAAAGCGCGGGUGAGGCGGCUGUUGCAAUGAUCUUCUUUCAUGGGUUCGGCUAUGCUGUUGGCCUUCUCGUACUACCCUAUGUCUUCGGUGCCGAGCUCUGGCCCAACCAGAUCCGCUCCUUUGGCGCCUCCUUUUCACAGAUGUUCCACUGGCUCUUCUACUUCGGCGUCAACAAGGGUGUGCCAUCCCUUCUCACAGAAACCAAAAAUUGGGGGGCCUUUCUCUUCUUUGCAGGAUGGUGUUUUAUCGCACUAUUCUACGUGUUUUUCCUCGUACCAGAAACCUCGGGACUUUCGCUGGAGGAGCUCAAUGCCGUGUUUGAGCAACCACUUUGGAAAGCAUAUCUGAGCACUAGGAAGAAGACAAUGACGCCUAUCAUAGACUCUUCGGAGGUGUCGUAA
Molecule: messenger RNA, 1566 nt
Organism: Talaromyces proteolyticus
Lineage: Eukaryota; Fungi; Ascomycota; Eurotiomycetes; Eurotiales; Trichocomaceae
Product: general substrate transporter
Exons: 3
Coding region: 1-1566 (521 amino acids)
Biological process (GO): transmembrane transport; carbohydrate transport
Cellular component (GO): membrane
Molecular function (GO): carbohydrate:proton symporter activity
Source: RefSeq, a predicted model, not a curated record